This is a messenger RNA of Ruditapes philippinarum (Manila clam), 1013 nucleotides long. Its product is annotated as N-terminal Xaa-Pro-Lys N-methyltransferase 1-B-like. Gene Ontology annotation, biological process: N-terminal protein amino acid methylation. Gene Ontology annotation, molecular function: N-terminal protein N-methyltransferase activity. Bases 54 to 746 code for a protein of 230 amino acids. The record is from RefSeq and is a predicted model, not a curated record. Gene Ontology annotation, cellular component: cytoplasm. The transcript is spliced from 2 exons. Lineage: Eukaryota; Metazoa; Mollusca; Bivalvia; Venerida; Veneridae.
UAAAUUGACUUUGAUACUAAGUUUAUUAAACAGUUAAAUUGAUAUACAUUAUCAUGUCAGGAGACUCUGAUUCUGAAACAGAAUGGCCAAAGGAUGAAACGAAAUUUUAUGGCGAUGCAAAAGAGUAUUGGUCAGAAAUUCCAUCAACUGUGGAUGGCAUGUUGGGAGGCUUUGAAAAGAUUUCACCCACAGAUAUUAACGGAUCCAAGGCUUUUCUCAGGCCGUUCUUAAAGAUUGGAAAAGGUAAUACAAACACACAUAGAGCAUUGGACUGUGGAGCAGGAAUCGGUCGUAUUACAAAAAGGCUUCUUUUGCCCAUGUUUGAAACAGUUGAUAUGGUUGAAUUAAAUAAAAAGUUUUUGGAUUCUGCUCCAUCUUUCAUUGGACAAGAUUCUUCAAGAGUGGGCAAAUAUAUUUGUUCGGGACUACAAGACUUUACUCCUGAGGCUGGAAGGUAUGACUUAAUUUGGUCUCAGUGGGUAUUAGGCCAUCUAACAGAAGAACAUUUAGUAGGAUUCUUUUCUCGAUGCAAAACUGGUUUAACACCAGAAGGACUUAUAGUUGUUAAAGAAAACGUUUCCGGAUCUGGAGAGACAGAGUUUGACGAUGUUGAUAGUAGUUUUACACGGAGUAAAGAGGACUACAUAAAUGCUAUGAUUAAAGCAGGCUUAACAAUUGUAAAAGAAGAAAGACAGAAAGGUUUUCCAAAAGGAUUAUAUUCAGUUUUUAUGUUCGCUCUUAAAUAAUGUUAACUGUAUCUAUGAUUUUAAUAUUGAUGUGUGUUUUAAUACCUACUUAAUGAUUAUAAUCAAACUUUCCCUUGAUACUAAUAUAUCUGUAAUAUGUGAUAGAAACUCUAAUCCUGCUGAAUGUUACAAAUGGAUUUGCCAAGUUUCCAUUUCUGGAACACAGGCUAUUAUCUUUAGGGUUACCAAAAUAAAAAUUUGCACCGAAAAACCAACAGUAUAUAGCCUAGCCACUGGCUAGACAGCACACAGGUGGCAGUAUCAGUG